AUGUUCGCCGUUCAACUCUUAUCGCUCCUGUCUUUGGCAUUGGGCCUUGUUAGAGCUGUCACAGCUUUGACAGCUCGAAACACCCUCCUUGAUGUGUCCACGAUAUUCCAGUGCAAGGAAGUGGGCACUUGGAUUGAGAAUGUCGCCACUCGCGAGAAUGGUGAUCUGCUUUUCACCAUGGUGGAACCUACGCCACAACUUUAUACCGUGAUUGACCCGUCGGAGGAGACUCGUACUACUGAACUGAUCUAUGAGUUUCCAAACAUGACUGGCCUUCUUGGUAUUGCUGAAUCUGCCCACGACGUUUUUGCGGUCGUCGGCGGUAGCUUCUACAGUACUGCCAACCCUGUGCUUGGAAGCUUCAGCAUUUGGACUGUUGACUUGAACCAUGUUGACAGUGCCGCCAUCACUAAGAUAAUGGACCUGCCAUAUGAGGCGUUCCCCAACGGACUUGAAGCUGUUCCAGGUGAGACUGGCGUGGUCAUGUUGGCGUCUUCGCUGGGCGCCCUGUACCGUGUCGACUUGAACACACGCACCUGUGUCGUUGCCGCCGAGCUGCCCGAGAUGCGCCCGGUAUCCGGUGCGAUUCUUCCUCUGGGCAUCAACGGCAUCAAGAUACGCGACGGGCACCUUUACUGGACCAACAGCUUCGCUUCCACCAUCUAUAGGAUUCCAAUCGACGCUCAUGGCAUUGUCCCGGAGUCAAGCUCAGCAGAAGUUGUGGCCACACUUCCUGGGACCUUCCUCGAUGACUUUGCUAUGGGUCCGGAUGGAACCAUGUGGGUCACUACCAAUCCCAACAAUACGGUAGUUGCGGUCAACAGUGAUGGUAAGAAGAUGGAAAUUGUGGCAGGAUCGCAGCAGUCCUCCGACACUGCUGGAGUCAUUGCAGCCGCAUUUGGCCGCACCAGAUCGGACCAGCAGAUCCUCUACGCUGUCACUUCUGGAGGUUUAGCCUUGCCAGUCAACGGAACUUUUGUCGAACCUGGUAAAGUGGUUGCUAUAGACACUAGCAAAUACGCCUUUUAG
Truncatella angustata is the source of this 1029-nucleotide messenger RNA. RefSeq lists its product as uncharacterized. The transcript is spliced from 2 exons. Lineage: Eukaryota; Fungi; Ascomycota; Sordariomycetes; Amphisphaeriales; Sporocadaceae. The record is from RefSeq and is a predicted model, not a curated record. Bases 1 to 1029 code for a protein of 342 amino acids.